AUGGGUAACGAUAAAAAUUUUGUUGAAUCUCAAGAUCUACCAUUUCGUUUAAUUGAAAUUCCAAUUGGUUCAGCUCCACCUGCACUUUGCUCAACAAAUGAAAAAUUUCAUAAUUAUAAAAAAUCUUAUGCUCCAUCAAUUCCUUUGAUACGCAUUGAUGGAUAUGAUGAUGCACCUUCAUCUCUUGUUCCUCUUCCUCCAAAAAUACCACAACCGUAUAAUACACAACCAUUUCUACAUAUUCCUCAAAGACGUCAUCUUUAUGAAUUAAAUUCAAAAACUUAUCCAAUCAAAGUAAAUAAUUAUCGAAAAAAAAUUCACAAACCCAAAUUAUCCUGUUGUCUUAUCUCUUAA
Messenger RNA from Rotaria sordida, 354 nucleotides. Lineage: Eukaryota; Metazoa; Rotifera; Eurotatoria; Philodinida; Philodinidae. The record is from the annotation of a GenBank genome assembly.